Exophiala spinifera is the source of this 1896-nucleotide messenger RNA. RefSeq lists its product as uncharacterized. Gene Ontology annotation, cellular component: mitochondrial inner membrane. The record is from RefSeq and is a predicted model, not a curated record. The transcript has 2 exons. Lineage: Eukaryota; Fungi; Ascomycota; Eurotiomycetes; Chaetothyriales; Herpotrichiellaceae. Gene Ontology annotation, biological process: electron transport chain. Gene Ontology annotation, molecular function: iron-sulfur cluster binding; electron-transferring-flavoprotein dehydrogenase activity. The coding region runs from base 1 to 1896 and encodes 631 amino acids.
AUGGCCUCCAAGCACAUAUCUCGGCCUUUGUUGAGGCUGUCCAAUCCGGCCCUGCAAUGUCGUUCUUUCUCUAGACCUGCGGUACCUUUGACGAGAGCAAUUCCUCGACAACGGAGAACUACCCUGAGAACAACAAGACCUCUCUUCGUCGCGGGCCAAAGACGGUCGAUAUCUGCGAGCUUACAGCGGAAGUAUGCCGAUGUCGACGAAGCAUUCGAUCCUGCUACAAUCGACCGGGAGUCGGACGAAGUCGACGUCUGCAUUGUUGGCGCUGGCCCGGCAGGCUUGAGUGCCGCCAUCCGGUUAAAGCAGCUUGCCAAUGAAGCUGGAAAUGAAGAGUUCCGAGUGGUUGUGCUAGAAAAGGCGGGCGAGGUCGGGGCGCACAUGUUGUCUGGCAAUGUGUUGGAGCCACGAGCCAUCAACGAGUUGAUCCCAGACUGGCUGGCAGAGGACAACGAGAACAGAUUUACCGGCGCUACACCUGCCGGCUCCGAUAAGAUGCGAUUUCUCACAAAGUCGGGUGCCAUUCCGAUCCCGGCUCCUCCACAGAUGCACAACAAGGGCAACUACAUCAUAAGCUUGAGCCAGUUUGUCAAGUGGCUAGGUGAAAGAGCCGAGGAGAUAGGCGUGGAAAUAUACCCGGGCUUCUCGGCCUCAGAAAUACUGUAUAACCACGAGGGCGCUGUCAAGGGCAUUGCGACCAAUGAUCAAGGCGUGGGACGAGACGGCAAGGCGAAGGCGAAUUUUGAACGCGGCAUGGAAUUUCACGCGCGGGUCACCCUCUUGGCUGAGGGUUGUCAUGGCAGCUUGACCAAGAGGGUGUCGAAGAAAUACGACUUGAGACGGGACUGCCAACCCCAGACCUACGGACUCGGCCUCAAGGAGGUCUGGGAGAUCCAGCCGGAAAAGUUCAAGAAGGGCGAAAUCGCUCACACCAUGGGCUACCCAUUGAACAGAAACACGUACGGAGGCGGCUGGAUGUAUCACUUUGGGGACAAUCUUGUCAGUCUAGGGCUGGUGGUUGGCUUGGACUAUUCCAAUCCCUGGAUCUCCCCUUACGGCGAAUUCCAACGCAUGAAGCUGCAUCCGUUCUACAAGUCUGUGCUUGAAGGUGGAAAGUGUAUCGCAUACGGCGCUCGCGCCUUGAACGAAGGGGGCUUCCAGUCAAUACCGAAAUGCGCGUUUCCCGGAGGUGCGUUGAUCGGCGAUACCGCCGGCUUCUUGAAUGUGCCAAAGAUCAAGGGAACGCAUACGUCGAUGAAGUCGGGCAUUCUGGCUGCCGAGGCUACCUACGAGGCUCUCAACUCGAACAAAGAGGAUAGCACGAUAUUUCUGUACAAUUACGAAGACUCACUGCGGUCGAGCUGGAUCUGGCCUGAACUGAAGCAAGUACGGAAUAUGCGACCGUCGUUUCAUAAUCCGCUCGGCCUUUAUGGGGGCAUCAUGUAUUCUGGUCUCGAAGCGUACAUUUUCCGUGGCAUGACUCCCUGGACCCUACGGCACAAGAAGCCUGAUUGGGCCAACACCAGGCCAGCCGAUGAGAUGCCGAAGAUCGAAUACCCCAAGCCAGACGGUGAAAUUACCUUUGACAUUUUGACCAGCGUAUCAAGAACGAACACAAACCACGAGGAGGACCAGCCUGUACAUCUACAGGUCAAGGAUUGGGAUGCCCAUGCUCAAAUGGACUACCCCAAGUACAAAGGCGUGGAGAACCGAUUCUGUCCUGCUGGAGUGUACGAGUACGUGGAGGACGAGACGAAAGAUCUGGGCGUGCGCUUCCAGAUCAAUGCGCAGAACUGCAUCCACUGCAAGACGUGCGAUAUCAAGGAUCCCAGCCAGGACAUCAAUUGGCAGACGCCGCAGGGUGGCGAGGGGCCAAGUUACAGCAUUACUUGA